GCAGCAACAUGAUAUCAUGAAACGCGACUAUGAAUAAGACCUUCUUCUUCAUAGACGGCAUUCAGCCCGACAGGGCCUCCAAGAGGCGGAUGCGUCGUCAUGUCAUGAAGGGCAAGAAUGCAGGAAAGACGUUUCACCGACCGUCAAGACUGGGACGAGCUAACCACCAGCCAAACACGACUGUCGUUCCACCUCCCUUGCCCGUAUCUCGUCAACCUAAUAAGCAACGACACUACACAGACUGGAUAUGUGUUUCUUCCAACACAAUUAGGAGUUGUGGGAAUGCAUUGCUCACUUUCUCUCUUCCUGUGGCAGUCUCACCGUAUUCUCUAAAAAUUAUCAAUGAGUUCUUCGCCUUUACCGCUGACAGAAUUUAUCCUGCCCGCCUCGGCCUUUCGGUAGACGAUGCUAAAUCCAUGUGGCUCCGCGUCCUCUUCUCCGAUGAAGCCACAUAUCACUGCAACAUUGCUUUAAUGGAAGCAUCCAACGAAAUCUUCAUGGGCAACGGCGCCAGCUCGCCUAAAGCACUGUAUCGCCUUUCUCAGACCCUUGCUAUAGUCAAGAGGAGGCUGGAGAGUGCUGAUGCUCUAUCCGAUUCCACAAUAGGCAUUGUCGUGUCCCUGAUCAGCCAAGAGCAAUGCAGAAAAGAAUUUUUGGGUGCUAAAGCUCACAUUGACGGCCUCAGGAGAAUGGUUGAGCUUCGUGGUGGACUUAGCCAACUUGAAGGGAACAUUGCACUCUUGUUGAAGGUCUGCAAAACAGAUAUUAUUUUUUCCCUUCAGCAUGGAGGACCUACGAUGUUCUUUCGAAACCGUAUGCCUGAAGUCCAGGUGCUUCUAGCACCAAAAGGACUGAGUUUCGAUCGCCCUUCAGCAGCUUCGUCGGUGCAGCACAAGGGAUUGAAUCCACAACUACACGAAAUCCUGUUGGACGUCUUGGGUUCAUCCUCAUUAUUUAAUAACCGCGUACGGGUUCAUGCGGUCGACCUCCUCACGUAUCAAGAGAUGUUGGUAUCCAUCUGUUACCGCCUGAUACGUUUCCAUCCUUUAGAUGAGCCCAGGCUAGAAUCUGAUGUAGAAGCUAUAUACCACACAGGGCUGACGAUUUUCAUGAUGACCAUAUUCUUGCAAUACGACCGCCGCAGAAUCAUGGAUCAUGAGUUGGCAUCCUUUUGCUUCAGGAACACUCUUGAUAGGACGUCAUUGGAGCGCGAUAAUGAGUUGGUUCUUUGGUACAUGAUCAUCGGCGGGAUUUGGAUUUCGGGUGAAGUCGAUGGGGACUGGCUUGCUCCGAGAAUAUGGAUGGUUGCCGAAAACCUGGGCAUUAAGAGCUGGGACGAGGUUCGGAAAUGUGUUGGCAAGUUUCCAUGGGUUAAUGUUCUACACGACGAACCCGGUCGCGUAUUAUGGGAUCACGUAGCACAGUUUGCGGAAGCUGAGAAGCAACUUGUAUUUGAGUAGCGAGAGGAGUGGGAAGAAAAUGACCUCGAAGAAGCUAGCUAAAUCCUCGCAUCCUAUAAGACAAAGAUCGAUGCGUACUUGGAUCUUGGACUGGGCGUACGCUCCAUCAGGGAGAC
Messenger RNA from Ilyonectria robusta, 1576 nucleotides. RefSeq lists its product as uncharacterized. Bases 30 to 1460 code for a protein of 476 amino acids. The record is from RefSeq and is a predicted model, not a curated record. NCBI's taxonomy places the organism in Eukaryota, Fungi, Ascomycota, Sordariomycetes, Hypocreales, Nectriaceae. The transcript has 4 exons.